Molecule: messenger RNA, 3837 nt
Organism: Brettanomyces bruxellensis
Lineage: Eukaryota; Fungi; Ascomycota; Pichiomycetes; Pichiales; Pichiaceae
Exons: 2
Coding region: 1-3837 (1278 amino acids)
Biological process (GO): actin cytoskeleton organization
Molecular function (GO): actin binding
Source: RefSeq, a predicted model, not a curated record
AUGUCUACCUACGAGAACUUACGUUUGAGCACGUACGAGCAACAGGCAUUAUACCAUUUCUCUAAAGCGAACGGUGACUUUUCUCCCCAAUCUACACAGAAUUCAACACCAAUGAGUUCCGUUCAGGAUGAGCUUGAUUUUCGUCACACUUCGCGUUCACCAUCUUCGCAAACGACGACAAGCUCGAAUUCGGCAGAUGCUAAUAUGAACAAGUCCCAUAUUCACGCUUCACCUCAGUUAUCCAGGGCAUUAGAUAUUUCAUCUCUAGGAUUCUAUUCAGGCCCCAGCUUAAACAACUCGAUGAUCAGCAGUAAGAGACACGCGCAGUUUGUGAGAAGAUCUAUUGUUAUUUCCCCGUCAUUGAACUCGAUCCACUCUUUAACAGGGAGCUCUAGCUGCAGAUCAAAUUUAAGCUCUCAGGCUACAGAGGUAUCGGAGGCACCAACUGCAACAAUUGCUAUGGUGAAUAGUCCGAGUAUCAGAGCAUUGAGUGAUAUUUUGAACAAUAACGUUGAUAACAAAACACAGAAGUUUGAUGCGAUCACGGAAGAGGACGAGCAAUUAAACUUCACGGACUCUGCCUCUACUUCAUCACACUUGACAUCAAGUGGCAGCUUUACUUCAAGCAUGCCACACACACCUUCCCCUAAGGCAAGAAGACCAAUUUGUCACUCUCCUUCCUCAACUAACCUUUCACCCCAAAGGGUCGAAGCAAUCAAGGCCAACCUUACAAACUAUUCCACAUGUUCAGGUGCUGGUGAAAAUCAGCCUGAUCUAAUAAGUUUGACAAGUACACCGAAAUCAUCUUCAUGUUCUACUCUUCAAAGUCCCACUUACAGUCCGCCCGCUGCAUUACAAGAAAGCAUCUUAAGGUGUUCACCCGCUCAUUCUCCGAGAAUACAUUCCCCUGUUGAUCAUAAAGUCGGCACACCGAUUCAGUUCGGAAUAUCAGACGAAUCAUCUGUGACCAACUACGAGCAAGAGAGCAGAUAUCUUGGCUCGCCUCAUGCUAGUCGAAAGGCUGCAAUAUCUCCAGCUAUAUCAAUAGGAAACCGCGAAAGGGGUAAAUUUACUGAUUCUACUUCCGUUAAGGAAGGUGAUCUCUUGACGCCGAAACUUUUCUCACCAGAUUUGGUGUUUGACGAACCGAUUGAAACUUUUAACGUCCUCAAGAACGAGUCAAGUGCAUCUGAACCACCUGAACUUUCACCGGUGAAAGAAAUCGGAUAUAGUUUAGAGAAGGACACGUCGAACUCGCAAAACAUCGAAGAUCGGAAUACAAUUGAAGCUUAUGAGAAGUUUUUCAGACUCCACUUUUCAUCCUAUGAUGGAGAACCACUCGAUAGGAAGAUCGAUGCUUUAGAAAGACUAGGAGUAGAAAACGAGAGAUCAGAAUUUGUUCAGAAGACAGAGAAGCACCAUUCCAUGAAGGAAGAACAGAAGAGAUUGUCCAUUAGACUGAUUCAAGAGGAUUCCGAUGUGGAUGAUAGUAACUCUGAGUCAAUGAAUCUGGAGAAGAAGGAAAGUGGCACUGAGAAUUACGUAGAAGUGCCUUCUACAGCACAAAAGGAUGAUCAGAAGUUAACGGAAGUUGAGGAAGUGCCAAUUAUCACAGAUGAGCAAACAGUAGCAAAAAUUGCAGAGCCUUCAACAGAGGACGUUGGAGAAUCAAAUGUAAUUAGAAAGGAACAGAAAGAAGAAGAAGAAGGGGAAAUAGAAGCAGCAAAACCACUUCCUGCUCUACCGAAGAGUACAACCGUUGGUGAAAAGAAUGCAGAUAAUCAUUCUUCAGUCCCACCUGCUUCUACGAAGAAAGACCUCAGGUUUAAGGGUUUGUUCAGCAGUAGGAAAAGCAAUGCAAAAGGCGUUGAUUCUGUAAGUCACAAAUUACAGGAGCAUUCCAAAGAAAAUGUUGAUAACGGUACUGCUGGUUCUAGUACUCAGUCGAAGAAACCUCAGAGAAGAAGUAUGUUCUCUGAAUGGGGAAGAAGGAGCUUUUCUUUUGUACACAACCAUGGAGAAUCUAAAAAGGAACAAAAGCAGGAGCAAAAGAAGGAACCUAGGAAGGAACUCAAGAAAGACAAAUUACCCCAAAAACCUGAAUCUUCUAAGAGGCUUGUUAAAAAGCAAAUGGACAUCCAUAAACUUGCAAAACCAGACGCCAAUAAAGAGACAAAGGGAAUCAAAGGCAUAAAUGAGAUGGAAGAAACCCAAUCAAUAACACAGAAAUCCAGUAUUCUUGUUGAAGAAGAGAAAGGUUCUCAAGAUAAUAAGAUACCUGUUAUAAAGGAAUCGCAAUCUCCUGCACUUUCACAGUCAACAAAGACCACUGGUAAAAGUGUUAAACGAUCUGAUUCUGAAAAAACUAGAAUUGCAGAUGAUGAGAUCAUUGGCAGCCCGGCAUCUCAACAACUGUCAUUUGCUUCAAGCAUCAAGUCUAGCAGUAAGAUUCGGUUUGGUGACUCGCUCUUCCCAAAGACACUAAGCAAUACUGAGGUCGAAAGUAUAGUGAGCUUGGAAAGAUCACGUUCGAAAGCUUCCCGCUGCUCCUAUAGUGUCUCACCUGUUAUAACGUCUGGUUCUCGUCUUACCCCUACUCAAAGUGUGGAUUCCAUCGUGAAAAGAAUGCAGGAUUCGAACCCAAGCCUCGAGGAAGUGCCUGCAGAACAGAAGAAUCUGGAAAAUAAUCAGAUGGACUCACCCGAGCCAAUAGAUGCUGUUGUUCAGCCUUCUCGCGAACCUAUUAAAGAGGUAGCUUCAUCAAACAUUCAGAAAGAUUCUGCAAAAGGAAAUUCUCACAGAAAGCAGAAGAAGAAGACGGCUGGCCUCGGAAUUUCACAUUAUAAAAAGCUUCGUGUUGAUAACGACAUUUCAGAUGUUAUGAAUUCGGUCAAUUUCAGCGAUGAUGAUGAACCUUUUGACACAAACUUUUAUUUGUCGGAUGUUAGAACCUCAGAUCAGAGAAAGGGGAGAGCAGGCCAUGGAUCUGGACGUAUAAAUAAUGCACAAAGAUUUAUGUCUCUUCCAAAUAUUGGAAAACUUCAAGGAGGACAGAGGGAGAGUGACAUCGAGUUUGGAGACAAUUCGAUGCACCAGCGCAAUUCAUCAGGAAAUUUGAAAGGCACUACUUUAUUUGAAGGCUUAAGUCCAUCGGUUAGGACUUCUCUCAAAUCCGAGACUAAGUCUGCCAUUCUUGGUUCUUUAGCCGGCACCUCCAGUAGCUAUAAUGUUGGAAAUGAGGACGGGUUUGAUUUGGAAGAUAUUUAUGAUGAUUUUGAAAACGAGGAUGAGAAUGACUAUGUGGAAUCCGAAGAUGGUUUAGAUAUGAGAGAACCGGAGGUCGAUUUCUUUAAAACAGGUGUUUCUUUCGCAACAAACGAUAAUGAGGAGUCUAUGCUUGAGGAGGAUUAUAACAAUGGUAAACAACAAAGUCCAAAGAGGCUGUCGCUGAUUUCCAGAAUCAGCUCUUCCAAAUCUAGUCUGAAGAGUAAGAGCUCCAAAUUUGCUUCACCACCACUUUCCAUGCAUUCAUUUGCUAAGAGUCCCUCUACAUCUUUGUGUAGAUCAAAUAUGCAAUCCGCAUUAUCUAAGAAGCCGCUAGGUAAGAGGAGAUCGAAGCAGGGCAAGAGAAAAUCACACCAUGUUGGUGUCAAAUUUUCAUCUGAAGUAGUGCUUUGUUCUACUUAUGGCGACGAUGAGUACGAUAGACAUCCUGGUAAUGCAGCGUGUAACAACCUCACACCAGAAUUAGCAAUGAAUAUCCGAAAUGAACUGAAUGUUUUCAAAGCUGAGAUGGAGGUUAACGAACACUCGAGAUGUUACACACACUUUCUAUAA